CUCUUAGCCGUGCGUGGUGAACCACUGCUUCCUUUUCCCUUUCGCCGCCGUACCGUCUUCCCUCGGUAGGGAUUUUCUCUGCUCUCCCGAAAGACGUCUGUUCUCCUGAGGUUCCUCAACUUCCAACAUGCAGAACGACGCCGGCGAGUUCGUGGAUCUGUACGUGCCGCGGAAAUGCUCUGCGAGCAACAGGAUCAUCGGAGCAAAGGAUCACGCGUCCAUUCAGAUGAACGUGGCCGAGGUUGAUAAGGUCACUGGCAGAUUCAAUGGCCAAUUUAAAACAUAUGCAAUUUGUGGAGCAAUUCGUAGAAUGGGAGAAUCUGAUGACUCCAUUCUCCGGCUGGCAAAAAAUGAUGGCAUUGUCUCAAAGAACUUCUAAUUGGAGAAAUCUUGUGGAAUAUUUGUCUUAAUAAAUGAGAAAAACCGUA
This is a messenger RNA of Gracilinanus agilis (Agile Gracile Mouse Opossum), 428 nucleotides long. RefSeq names its product ribosomal protein S21 (gene RPS21). Gene Ontology annotation, biological process: translation; endonucleolytic cleavage in ITS1 to separate SSU-rRNA from 5.8S rRNA and LSU-rRNA from tricistronic rRNA transcript (SSU-rRNA, 5.8S rRNA, LSU-rRNA); endonucleolytic cleavage to generate mature 3'-end of SSU-rRNA from (SSU-rRNA, 5.8S rRNA, LSU-rRNA). The record is from RefSeq and is a predicted model, not a curated record. The transcript is spliced from 6 exons. Gene Ontology annotation, molecular function: structural constituent of ribosome. Gene Ontology annotation, cellular component: ribosome; cytosolic small ribosomal subunit. The coding region runs from base 128 to 379 and encodes 83 amino acids. NCBI's taxonomy places the organism in Eukaryota, Metazoa, Chordata, Mammalia, Didelphimorphia, Didelphidae.